Molecule: messenger RNA, 7245 nt
Organism: Chlamydomonas reinhardtii
Lineage: Eukaryota; Viridiplantae; Chlorophyta; Chlorophyceae; Chlamydomonadales; Chlamydomonadaceae
Exons: 12
Coding region: 379-7038 (2219 amino acids)
Biological process (GO): protein phosphorylation
Cellular component (GO): cytosol
Molecular function (GO): eukaryotic translation initiation factor 2alpha kinase activity; ATP binding
Source: RefSeq, a predicted model, not a curated record
CUAUAGCUGACACCUGUAGAUUUGCGCUGACAGAAGCCGUCCUAUACGGCAGCCGCCUGAGACAAUCGGCCGACAGCCCGGUUCAGCAUUGCACCGAUCUCAGCUAUGCAGAGGCAGCUGGAUGAUUCAUGUGUUGCAUACUCAGAAUACUGGCGUUUCCUACAGAGGGGCACUAACUUGCAGCAACGAGAGACUGCCCAUGCGCAGACUGCACAACUCUGCUGCAAUCUUUUGAAUGUGUCCCCUAUUGGAAAUGUCCUUAGCUAUUUCUUCAAUUGAUAUAACAACCUAACCGUCCUAGGGAUUGCGACGCGCGUGGCCUGUGUAAGAGCAAAAUGCCCCGUCGAUGAGGCCCUCUCAAGAGAGGGCCUGGGCCCCAUGGACAUCGUGCCAAGGAGCAGCGUCGAGAGGGAUGUUCUCGAGGCAAUCCUGAAGGCGCUCCCUUGGCACGAUGCCAGCCUGGCAAACGCCGUGAGGGAGUCCCUCCACGCACACGCACACGCACACGCACAUGCAAAUGGGACCGGAAACGGCGUGUCCCAUGCCCAGCCCGCUGCGCUGCCCGGCCCGGGCCGCGAAGAGCGGGAGGAUCAGGCAGGCCGCCGGGCGACGCGGGGGGCAGCUGCAGCCGGUGCUACUGCCGCUACUGCCGCCGCUGCAGCUCCCCAGCCUCCGCCCCGGUCGCACCCCCCGGGGCCGCACGCGUUCACCCCGGGUCCCCACGGGGCUCUGCAGCUGGCGCUGUCGCACUUGACUGGCGUGCCCGGGCAUCUGGCGGGUGUGGCGGAAGGCCAAGUCUCCAGUGCGUCACUCACGCUGUCUGUGGCACUGGCGGCCGCCGCCAAUGGCAGCCUGCCGCUGCCGCUGCUGCAGCUGGUGUCGCCGUACAGGGCCCGACUAGACACUCUGGGCCACGUGGGCAAGGGCGGGUUUGGCAGUGUGGUGGCCGUACGCAGCCGGCUGGACCAGCGGCUCAUGGCUGUCAAGGCCGUGCACUUCCGCUCCGAGCUGCCGCCCUGGGCGCCGCCGCAGCAGCUGGAGGCGCGGCACGCCAAGCUGCUGCGAGAGGUCCAGACGCUGGCUUGUCUAGAAGGCAGCCCUCACGUGAUCCGCUACUACAGCGCCUGGAUCGAGCCGGCCUGGGAGAAGCUGGGGCAGGUGCUGGCGCGGGAGGGGCACGUGCCCGCGCCGGCCGCGGCGCCGGGGGCGGCGCCUGGGGCGGCCAUGAGCAGCAGCGGUGUGGGGACGGGAGGUGGUUUUGCGGCGGCGGCGGCGACGGCAGCGGAUGAUGCGGGAAUGCGGGCCGGCAUGGCCGGGGAGGCGGCGGCGGCGGCGGGUGCCGGUGAUGUGCGGCCGCUGCUGGCGGCGCUUGCGGCGGUGCAGGCGGCGGCGGGUGCGGCGGCGGCGGAUUUGGCGGCAGCGGCUGCUGCAGGCGGCGGUGUGCACCGCUCGGACGGGCCAGGAAGCGGCGGCGGCGGGGUUGGCGUUGGUGCGCCGGCAGCCAAAUCAGCGGGCUCGGCGCCCGCUGCCAUGCCGCGCGUCGCCAGCGGCACCAGCAUUGCCAGUGGCGGCAGCGGCCGCAGCGGCGCCGGUCUCGCGCAGCGGCGGGCGCACACAUGCCAGAUUCGGGAGCUUGGCAGCGACUCGGACGGCGACGACGGCGAGAUAGACGUGGCAGGGGACGGGGACGCGCAUGGGACAGCGGCGGGCGCUGCAGGAGGCGAUCACAUGCGUGGCGUUGGGGCUGGGGCAGUCGCGGGGAAACAAACGGCCUCAGCCUCCACCGCCGCCGCCGCGCUGCUCGGCGCGGCGCCUGGCCGUGUGUACCUCCUGGAAGGGCCGCCGCCGCCGCCAGCAGCAGCAGCAGCAGCGCAGGCAGAAGGCGGCGGCUUGCCUCCGCGGCCGCCGCGCGCCGUGGCGCCUGGCGGGCGCAGCUCUUUGCAGCCGCAGCCGCAGCCCAUUGUGACUCUGGCUCCAAGCAGCACCGAACCCAGCCGCAGCCUCGGCCGCGGCCUGAGCCGCACCGCCUCAGCAGCCACCGACGCCUCCGCCUCCGCAGCGGCCGGCGCCGGCGCCGGCUGCGUGAUCACCCCCUGUGACGACACAACGAGGGGCAGCUCCACAGCGGGCGUGCGGAGCGGAGCGGCCGGGGCCCGGCAGGGUGCGGGGGCCGUGGGCAGCCUAUGUCUGCCAGUGGCGCGGGAGCCAAUUGUGACGCUGGCCAGCACGCCCACCAACAGCGCCGCGAGCCAUAGCUACAUGGAGCACGCCGCGGCCUUCCACACCGCCGGCAGCAGCAGCCGCGGCGGCGGCGGUGGGCAGCACUCGCAUGAUGCGGAUCCCGGCAACGGCGCCGGCCGCGGCCCUCACCACCAUAUCUACCACCAGCACCAGUACCAUCCCCAGCACCACUCGGGCAAUGGCAAUGGCCACGGCCACGGUCCGCACCACCCGCACACGCAGCACACGCAGCGCAACAGCCGCAGCCGCGGCGCCACAGGCGGCCCGCUAGGAGGCGGUGCAGGCGUUAAUGCUGAUGGUGCGGCGGCUGGUGGCGGCGGCGCUGGCGCUGGCGCCUUCUCGAGUGGGCGGGGUGCUUGGGGCGGCGCUGGGCUUGGUACGGGUGCCGGCGGGGCUGCUGAUGCUGGUGGCGGCGGCGGCUGCAGCAGCCUCGUGGUGGGCUCCGUAAACUCCUGCUCCGUGCUGUCAUCGUCUGUGGAGUCCAUUCGCGUGCCACCCGGCUUCAGCCACAACCGCGGCCUGGGCGGGCCGGCGGGGCGCAGCAGCAGCAGCAACAGUCCGGAGCGGCGCCAAGCCGGCGCCGGCACCGCUGCCGCAACUGCAAACGGCAAGCCAGGCCCUGGCAUGAAUCGCCUUAGCUGCAGCGGUGGCAGUAGCGGCAGCACCAGCGGCGGGAGCGGGAGCGGCAGCAGCGACGGCUCCGAUGUAGACGGCACAGGGACGGAGGCUGGCCAGCUGCGCCGUCGUGACGCCGGAGGGAUGGGCAGGUGGCCUGCCGUGGUUGGACCUGAUGCGCGGGGGCUGGCACCGCCACUUCCGCGCCUCAGCCCAUUCUGGAACCAGGGCACAGACGACUCCGCUGGCAUCGAUGGCACCGCAACAACCGCUACAGAAACAGCAAACGACAACACGGCUACGGCUACGGCUGCGGACGUCACGGCCACACAGGGCGAGCACAGCUGGACCUUUGACAGGGCCGAUAGCCACGCGCCUGACAUGGGUAGGGCAGCUGGCGCGGAGGCCGGUGUGGCCACGGCUGGAGCGGCUGGCGGCGGGGCUGGGCGCAGGCAAGGCGGUGGGCGCGGUGCUGCGGCUGCGGCUGCGGUUGCGGCUGCUGCUGCGGCUGCUGCGGUAGAUCACAGCUGGACGUUUGGCCGGACCGGGCCGGAGGGCCUGGCUGAUGAGGAAGAGGAAGAGGAGGAGGAGGGCAGCGAAGACCUGGAUGAAACGGAUGACGCAGACGAGAUCACGGAGAGCGAGGGUGAGACGGCUGGCGAUGAGCCGACUGAGACAGCCACCGCCACGGAGGUCACAGGCGGUGCGGAGCGCAGCUGGACGUUUGACCGGUCCGCAGCGCCGCCGUUGCCGCAAAGGCAGCAGCGGCCUGCAGGGCACCGCGCCGCGGCUCCUGAGGCGGCUGCUGUUGAAGCCAACGGCGGCCGCCGCCGCGGCGGCGGCGGCGGCGGCGGCGUCGCUGUGCUGUUCGCACCACGCAGGGGCAGGGGCAGCGGCAGCAGCGAUAGCGACAGCGACAGCACUAAUGACGACGAUGACAGUGAGGAAGACGAGGUGACGGAGGCGACCACCGCUUCCGCCUCGGCGGGCGCAACCGGCAUUUUCGACAUGGACGAUGCCACCCGCUCCGCCUCGCUCACGUCACGUAGACAGCGGCAAAGGCGCGGCGACCCGGCGCGGGGUGGAGAGGCCUGGAGUGGCAGCAGUGACGAAGGCGAGAGCGGGAGUGGGAGUGGCAGCGACACGGAGGGCGAGAGCGUGAGUGGCAGUGCCCCAGGCAGCGACAGGGGCAGCGGGAGCAGGCGUGGGCGCGGGAGCGGCAGUGGGAGUGACAGCGACGGCAGCGGUAUGAGUGACGCAGCCGGGAAUAGGUACAAGCACAUGAGCAUCAUCUUGGCGCCGCGCGUGGGGCCGUUGGUGGCGUCGCGACACGUGCACCGCCACCCGCACCCCAGCGCCGACGGAUACGGCAGCAGCGGAGGAGGAGGAGGAGGCGGCGGCGCCCGCGCCGGCGGGCGGCUGCGGCAACAGCCCGUUGUAAGUAGUCCCGCCAGCGAUGAGGCCAGCCCGCCGCUGUACGGCCCGCAGCCGCGGCACGGCGGAUUGGCGCGCCACGCGGCCCGGCAGCGGCCGCGGCAGGCCGCCGCCGCAGGCGCCGCCGCCGCAGGCGCAUACGCAGGCGUGCGGGGCGGGCCGGGCGGCGGCGGCCGCGCCGGGCGCGCGCAGCCGCAUUUGGGCGGCGGCGGCGGCGGCCCGGCGGCGGCGGCGGCGGGAGCGGGUCACCAGCUGGCGGUGUUGUCGGGGCGGCAGCGCAAGUGGCCGUACACGUUGUACAUCAGCAUGGAGCUGGCGGUGGGGCCCACGCUGACGGGCUGGCUGCAGCAGCGCGCGGCGCGGCUGCGCGGCUGCGGCGGCCACCCCGGCCCCGACGUGUCCGUGGAGCGGAGCAUCUUCCGGCAGGUGGUGAUGGCGCUGGCGCACGUGCACGCCGCCGGCAUCAUACACCGCGACGUCAAGCCGGCAAACAUCUUCCUGGUGCCCAUCCUGCCAGCCGGCGCCGCCGUGAGCCCCGCACCUGUACCCGCACCCGCACCCGCACCUGCCGCCAGCGGCGCUAGCGGCGGUAGCGGCCUCGCCUAUGCCGGCGUUGCGGCGGCAUGGGGCUCGGCGUCAAGCGAUGGCAAGGCAGCCACCAGUGGCGGGAGUGCCAGUGGCGGCGGUGGCGGCGGCGCCCGGGCGGCGGUGGCGGCGGAGCAGUACCUGGUCAAACUGGGCGACUUCGGACUGGCAGUGGACCACUCGGGCGUCUCGGCUCUGGGCAGUGCGUCGUCGCUGUCAUCAGCCUCCUCCAACGACCUACCCGGCGCCAGGACCACCAACAUCACCACCGCCGCCGCUGCAGGCUCGACGGCGGCCGCAGGCGGCCGCGCCGCAGGCCCGUUGCCGCGGCCGCCCUCGCUGCCCUUGCUGCCGCCGUGCCCGGUGUCUUCCUCGGACGCAGACGGCGGAGCACCCGAGUCUCCUCAGUGUCCAGACGCGCCGUGUGUGCCGUCGGGCGGCUACGUGUCUGCCUCGGCGGCCCGCACCUCCGGCAUCGGCACCGCGUCGUACAGCGCACCCGAGCAGCUGGGUGCUGCUGGGAGUGGCGGCCACGGCGGUGGUAAUGGCGGUGAUGGUGGUGGCGGCGCGGCACGGGGUGCUGAGGGAGCAGGGGGUGGCGGCGGUGGUGGUGGCGGUGGCGGCUUGACGUUCUACUCCAGUGCAGUCGACAUCUUUCCGCUCGGCCUCAUUCUAAUGGAGCUGUUCUGCGUGCAUGAGACAGGCAUGGAGCGCGCGACGGCGAUGCGUGAGGCGCGUGCGGGGGUGCUCCCGGCCUCACUGCUGCGAGCCUAUCCCGCGGAGGCCCGCCUGGCCGCCGCCUGCCUGUCGCACCAGCCGGAGCGCCGGCCCACUGCUGUGCAGCUGCUAGCAAUGCUGGAUCUGCUGUGGGGCCGGGCCGCAGAGGUGCCGGGGGCUGCGGUCGCCGCCGUCUCGGCCGCAGCAGCAGCGGCGCCCUUCGGCGCCGCGGCGGUGGCGAUUACGGAGGUGUGCGAUGGCGCCAGCGGCGCCGGCGGCAGCGGGAGUGCCGCCGUCGGGGCGAGGCAGGUGGCUGCCAGCAGCGGCGCGGCGGGUGGGGAUGGCAGCGGCCGCGGCGGCUCGAUGGCUGGGGCAGCGGCCCCUGGACCGUCUGGCACCUGGGGCGUCUCUCAGGGGGUGGCGGGCUGUGCAGCGGGCAGCGAGGACGGUGCCGCUGCGGCAGUUGCUAAGGAGCAAUGCGGCGCGCCGCCCACUGCUGCCGCUUCGCGAACACCUGCAGGGCGAGUGGAAUCACCUGGGGCGGAACUCCUCCCUCGCUCCGUGUCCGGUCCCGUUCUACCCUGGCGCAACGCCGGGCACAUGCCGCUGCUGCUGCCCGCGCCAAUUUCGGAGUCCAGCGCUAAUUCUACCUCUCCCAGCGCUCUCCCAGCGGAUGCAGCAGCUGGAUCAAAAGCUACUGCUGUUGUGGCUGCAGCACCGAUUGCAGCAGCAGCCGUUCCUGUGGCUGCUGUUACAGGCACUGCAGGGGGACCCCAGCCGCCGGCCGCUCAGCCCCGGCCCUCUCCAUUCAUGGCGCUGCGCAGCGCGGCUGCUGCGGCUGCCACAGCUGCUUCCGUGGCCGCUGUGCAUCAACAGCAGCAGCAGCAGCAGCAGCCGCUGUCUUCGCCGCUCCUUCACGGCCUUGCGCGCCGCGUGUCUUCGGUGAUUAUCACAGAGCUCGGCGCCGCAGGCACGUGCCCGCACAGUCCCGCCUCCGCGUUCGCCGGCGCAUCGGUUGGGGCCGCCUCCGUCUCUUCCGCACUGGCACAUGUGGGCGACGACGCGGGCACGGCCGCUCAGCACGCAGGUUGCAGUAGCACCGGUCGUAGCGGAAGCAGCAGCGUCAUCGGCGACGGCUGUAGCAGCCGCGAGGUGCAGACGGUCCUGACAUGGGUGACAGGGGCACGCGCGUGUCAGCUGUUGGCUGGGCCGCCCGUGGAUCCAUGUGCACUGGUGGGGUCGGAGGGCUUUGGAUCCGAGGGGCUCUGGACCUCGGGCGCCGGCGUGCCACAGCACGGGUCGGACGCUGGCGGCGGCGGGGUUGCGGCACCUUGCGCGAGCGAGGUACGCGACGAGGCGGCAUUGCUGGAGCGGUUGAGGCAAUUGGAGGCAGAGGCGGCGGGAAUUCGUGCGCAGCUGGAGCGACGUCGCGGCGAGGGGCCGUGAUGAUGGCUGUAGCGGCAACGCUGGGGUGUGUUUCUGGCUGGUGGAAUGGUGGCGCUGCAGUGGAGGAGUUGCGAGCUUUGGAAUGGACAGCAGGAUGCUACUUGUGGCAAUGGACCUGUGCGUUUGAGAUUUGCUGUUCAUGCCAGAGGGUUCAAGGUUGGCACAGAGUGAACGGCCAUGUUCGCCACUGAUGCAACAAACGAAUGG